Messenger RNA from Acipenser ruthenus (sterlet), 4017 nucleotides. RefSeq names its product exocyst complex component 3-like protein. Gene Ontology annotation, molecular function: SNARE binding. The record is from RefSeq and is a predicted model, not a curated record. Gene Ontology annotation, biological process: exocytosis; exocyst localization. Lineage: Eukaryota; Metazoa; Chordata; Actinopteri; Acipenseriformes; Acipenseridae. Gene Ontology annotation, cellular component: exocyst. Bases 993 to 3374 code for a protein of 793 amino acids. The transcript has 13 exons.
CAUUUUCUCUCCAUGGUUACUUGGAUAUUUUACAGCAGGUAAUCAAUUAGAGUGACUUGCUGAGACUUACUAUUGGGCGAAUAAUUCCCAUAAUACGGUUAUUCAGAUAAUUUCUGGGCAGAUUUCAAUAAGGUUGUUAAAUAUAAAAACAGAUCUGAUUGCAGGACAAUAGGAUUUCACACCCCUGCUUAAUAAAUACCUAAAGCAUUUUUCAACUGUAUCUUCUCCAGGAUGGGUUAAUUUGUGUCUGUGAGAAAUUAUAUGCUAGUGGAUCCUACUUGUGCUGCCCUUGCUGCAGAGGAUACACCUUUUAUAUUAUCUUGCAAGCCAGCAUAAUGAACCACUUCUCCUGUGCUAGAGAGCUGAAAGUGAUGUAAGAGCUCAUGAUUGAGGCUGUGUGCUGAUCAUCCAGAGAGAGAGAGAGAGAGGGAGAGCAGCAGAUGGGCAGGGUCCACAGCACUGCAUAAGCACCAGGGCUGGCUAUACACACACAGAGAGACUGAUAGUCAUAUUGUACACAGCAGAGAAACAUGGACAGAGUCACGCACUCAUAUACACAUAUUUACACAUAGAUUUACUCUUACACAUCUAAAUUCACACACACACAUACAAAGACACUUAAACUGAAUACAGAAAUAACAUUCUGAAAAACCAUAUAAGCCACCGAGCAUGCCUUACCAAAAACUUAAGAUUAUACACAUCGAAAUUGAAACACGCACAUGAACACACUCUCACAGACUAAUAAAGCAGAGAUACACUUGUAGAACCUCAAAGAUGCCUAUACAUAAAAUACAAAAGAAAACUGACUGAACACAUAGCCUAAACAAUCACAAAGCAAUCGCACAUAUUUUACACACACACUGCAGCAUUUGCCUCCUUCCUGCCCUUUAAGUCUUUUCACUCCAGAGGGCUUGAUCCCUUUCCUCCUUCCUGCUCAGCUGACUGCUCAGCGCUCUUCUUGGAUUGAGUCUCUGGCAGGAACAGCCCUGUCCAUGCCGGAGUCUUCCUUGCCACUGCCGCUGGUAGCCACUGUCCCAGCGUCGGAGAUGUCUGCUGACGAUGACACUCAGAACACUGAAGCAGCGGACGUGUGGCCUGAGCUGGAGAAGGCAGAGAAGCUGGCCCGGGGAGCAGCGCUGAAAUGGGCCUCUGGGGUUUUCUACCGACCGGACCAGCUGGAGAGACUGGGCCAGUACCGGAAGCGCGAGAGCCAACGCACUUCCUCCGUGCAGUCCCGGCUGAAGUCCGCAGUGCAGUCCUACUUGGAGGGGGUGGGUUCAGGGCUGGAGCAGCUCCGCUCGGCUCUGGCUGAAAUCCGGGAGGUGUCCUGCACUCUGGGAGAGGUGCGCAGUGAGUGGAGCGGUAAAGCCAGUGGAUUCCAGUCCCUGGAGCAUCUUCGGGAAAUUGCCUCGGAACAUGAGCGACUGGCAGCAGCAUUCAACAACCUGCCACACCUCUGCUCUGUGCCAGUAGCAGUCAUAGAGACACGGCGCCUGAUCGAGUCCAGGCGGCUGUUGGAAGCUCAUGCCCGUCUGAUGGAGCUUGAGUGCUGGCAGGAUGACAUCCACAGGCAGCUCCAGCGAACCAGCAGUCCCAGCUCGGAAGGGGCCAGUCUGGUUUUCGAUUACUUUGCUGGAGUGCGCCAGCUGGGGGAAGCCUUAGCGAAGGAGCUCUGGGACGUGAUUCGCUGCGGACUUGUACUUGUGCGGCAGGACCCUACCCCCUUUGUCUCAGCAGUGCGCAUCAUCGAGCGCGAGGAAAGGAUCGACUGUACCCUCCUCGACACCCACGAUGCCAACCCUCACUUAAUGCCUCCCGGGAGGCCCAAGAAAUGGAGGACCAAGUUCUUCCGGGUCAUUGAGGAGGCUAUUGCUGUCCGCUUUCGGGCCACCUAUCUGGACAUCAGAGGCCCUGGGCUAGCGAACCACCUGGUCGCCCUGCAGAACAGCAUCAUGAACGACCUCACCAUUGUCAAGCACUUGCUGGAGCAGUGUUGCCCGCCCCACUACCACAUUUCUCGAGCCUACAUGCUCAUGUGUCACAAGUGCCUCUCUGCUUACCUGCAGCAGGUGAUCAGCUGGAACCUGGAGAACAGCGAGAUCUUCACUGUUCUCAAAUGGGUCUUGCAUGUCUACCACAGCCCUGAAAUGAUGGGCCACCCUGAUCUUUGUUCUGAGGUGGACCUUGAGGAAUUGGGGCCACUUAUAUCCCAGGAUGCACUGGAACAGAUGCAGAAUAAAUAUGUCAACACUGUCCGGGCCAGCGUGUCCGAGUGGAUGCAGAAAGCACUGGAGGUGGAACUUUUAGACUGGCAGAGGGAUCAGGAGCCAGACGUUGACCAUGAAGGCUUCUACCAGACCAGCCUGCCCACCAUCAUCAUACAGAUGCUGGAGGAGAAUGCGCGUGUUGCCUUGGUGAUCAGUGAGCCGCUGCGAGACCAGAUGAUUGUCAUGGGCCUCUAUGAGUUGGAGACCUUUCUUACCAGGCUUCGUGAAGCUCUGGUGGACUAUGGGAAGGAGUGGCGGAAGGACCAUACAAACCCCAAGUAUUACCUGCACUACCUGCUGGCUGCAAUCAACAGCUGCAUCUCCUUGAGGGGUGCCAUUGAGAGUCUGCAGCAGCAGCAGAGCACUGCCCCACAGUACCGUGUCAACAGAGCCCCUCCCUGUCCACAGGUAGUGCUAGAGAGGACAACCAAGAGAGCCUGCAGACUGGUCAUUGAUGAGCUGCUCUUUGAGGUUCAGCCACAGUUCCUGCACUUACUGUCUCGCUCCUGGCUGUCAGACUGCGAAGGGAUUGACAGGAUCUGCAACUCCGUGGACCAGCAUUGCAGCCACUACAGGCGUGUCCGGGAGCCCUACUUCCAGUUCCUGGUGGUGGAGAGCCAGUGGGCGCUGGUGGUGGAGUAUGUGCGCACCCUCAUGCAGAAACCAAUGGUCUGCCGCAACUCAGAGGAGAGGAGCCAUCUCUCAGACAGGAUGGCCCAGGAUGCACUGCAGCUUGGGGACCUGUUUCACAGGAUGAGCAGCAGACAAGAUGAUGACCACUGUACCUGCAGUCAGGAGCCACAGAGCUGUGAAAUGCUGACUGGGGUGCUGUCUGCGCUGGCUGAGAUUAUCCGGAUCAAUGACACCUCCAUGCUGAGUCUGGAAGUGUCUGGACUCGUCACCAAGUACCCUGACAUCAGCGAGGAGCAUGUGUUGGUCCUGCUGGACGUGAGAGGGGACGUCCCGAGAGAGGUGCGUGGGACAGUGCUAGACAUGCUGGAGCAGAGCGCCCACCCACUUCCCAAAGGGUAUCGCCCCAUCUUCAACGACAUCCUUGUCCCCACUCCCAGCAUGCCAUUCUGCCUGCCGACUGUUAAGUGUGCCUGAGACAAAGGAUAGCAAGCACGGGGGGGUGGAGAGGGAGCGAGAAAAUGAAAAACAUAAUACCCACGAUGUGGUGCCAGUUUACAUUCAAGACAUCAAGUUAUGAAACAUAUAUACAGAGGGAGGGGGUGCUGCAGGAUAGCAAGUGAUAGUGGGCCAGAUUCUCAGAGCUAUUUACUUCAAAUCGUCAUUAGCAUUUUAUUUUAAUGUAAAUUGUAUUUUUUUUACUUUUAAACAACAAUUGUGUGAAUAAUAAUGGGAAUAAAUAGCUUUGAGAAUCCAGCCCAUUGUAGUGAGGUUAGAAGUUAAAUUAAUGGAUAGUUGUUGGUCCUACUGACCAUAAGAAAUAUGCAAUGUGAAAGCCUGACCAAGCCCUGAAGUCUUCAUGCCCCCUCUCUGCACAUGCUCCUGACUCACUUUCACAAAGUAUCUACGGUAGUUUUUUUCCAGAGAAAUGGCCCCGCUGUUCAGUGGAAUCAGCGUUAUUUAUUUUAAUUCGUGUGACAUGAAUCGGCAACCCUGAAUGUAUUUGAAUUAAUUGAAUAUUUCAUGCUGUAUAUCAUUUAUUAUUAUAUAAAUAAUAAAAGCUUAAAAAAAGAAGUAUACUUCAUGUGUGGAUAUUUUCUUUAUACUACAGUAUUUGAGA